This is a messenger RNA of Cuscuta epithymum, 658 nucleotides long. The record is from the annotation of a GenBank genome assembly. Lineage: Eukaryota; Viridiplantae; Streptophyta; Magnoliopsida; Solanales; Convolvulaceae.
AAGUCAGCCACAAAUAACCAACAACGUGUAAUUCCAACACUCCAAAACCUCGAACCAUUAUCCAAUGAUGAGAAUAACUCAUCAACACCUGAAACUGGUGAGGAUCCACUAGAAGACAAUGCUGCCACACACAUUUCAAAUGAAGAUACCGAAGAGGAUCCCAAAGAAUGGAAGCCGGAAGUAUACGCUCAUCUUAAUUGGGGGGAAUCACCUCUGGACCCUUUCAAACCUGUAUCAGUUGCACAAUUUGAAAAGCCCAACGUUGGUGUAAAUGCAACCAAGAACCUAACAAACGUAGUUAUCAACCAAAGAAGUUUGAGAUUCCAGAGAAUUGUGGGUAAACAAAUCAGAUAUAAUUUGCACCCUGCAUGCCAACAUUGGAAAUGGGUUCCAGAGAGAACAAAGAAGCUUUAUUGGGAUCAGUUUAAGAGGUUAGUUACUUGGGAUAUUGAGCAGUUCAGUGAUGAGCAAAUAAAAGAAGGUUAUAUAAAUUAUUUGAAAGAACAUGCCUACUCCAACAUUUUGACUCGAAUAAGGAACAAGCGGCCUGUAACUGUGAACGAUUUCACUUGGUCAGUUGUGAAAGAAUAUAUGAGGUCUAAACAGUUCCUAAGGGCAUCUAAGUCCGGUAAAAAAAACCGCCUUGCUGGUGGGGAUA